AUGCCAACCACUGAAAACAUAGGGAUCAGGAGGCAGGCCACUCUGUUCAAGAAGGCUCAUCAAUUGUCAGUUUUAUGUGAUGCGGAGGUAGCGAUCAUCGCUUUCACAAGCGAUGGAAAGCUUCAUGAAUUCUCGAGCACCAGCAUGGAGCACACUCUUUCAAGAUACAAGGGCGAGGUGGAGCAGUCUAGGCCAGAAGAGGGCCGCCGCCACGAACCUGCGAAACUGGAGAAGCCAAAACCAUGUGACAAUUACAUUAUUCAUGAACUGAAGGGAAAACAUGCAGCGCUGAGUUUGGAGAUCUCGCGGAGAAUGGGAAAAGAGUUGGAUGACUUGAGUAGGGAAGAGCUGUGUGCCCUAGAGGAGCAACAACUUUGGGCGUUGUUAUCUGUCAAUGACAAGAAGAAGGAACUACUUGUGGAGAUGUUGCAGAGGUCUAUGUCGGGUGAUGAACAGCGAGCUGUGCAGGAGAAAGAGAACCUGAUCAGAGGGUUUGAGGGGAGGAUCAGGGAAAGGCCAUAUGUCCUUCAAGACCAUGGCCUGAAUAGGAUGGUUUACAGCACAAAAUUGAAAGCUGUUUCACUUUACAAUCGUCCAUCACAGAUCCAGCGAUGAGCAUUCCGACAUCUUGCAACUGCGGCUGUGAUAAUAUAUUGUCGAAAAGCAAUUAGUGCUG
Messenger RNA from Rosa chinensis, 676 nucleotides. RefSeq names its product agamous-like MADS-box protein AGL15. NCBI's taxonomy places the organism in Eukaryota, Viridiplantae, Streptophyta, Magnoliopsida, Rosales, Rosaceae. The coding region runs from base 1 to 615 and encodes 204 amino acids. Gene Ontology annotation, molecular function: RNA polymerase II cis-regulatory region sequence-specific DNA binding; DNA-binding transcription factor activity, RNA polymerase II-specific; protein dimerization activity. Gene Ontology annotation, biological process: regulation of transcription by RNA polymerase II. The record is from RefSeq and is a predicted model, not a curated record. The transcript has a single exon.